AUGCAGAAACAGUGGAUACAAGACGUCGCCAAAGACAAAGAAACAUGCAGGAAUAAAAGACGGAGACAGGAACAAAGAAACAUACAAGGGAUACAGAAAGGCAACAGGAACGAUGGAACAUACAAGGGAUACAAGAAGGUACCUUGGCCAAAGGCCGAUACAGGGGAUACAAGAAGGCGCCUGGGCCAAAAGCCGAUACAGGGGAUACAAGAAGGCACCUGGGCCAAAGGCCGAUACAGGGGAUACAAGAAGGUACCUUGGCCAAAGGCCGAUACAGGGGAUACAAGAAGGCACCUGGGCCAAAAGCCGAUACAGGGGAUACAAGAAGGCGCCUGGGCCAAAGGCCGAUACAGGGGAUACAAGAAGGCGCCUGGGCCAAAAGCCGAUACAGGGGAUACAAGAAGGCACCCGGGCCAUGGUCGAUACAGGGAAUACAAGAAGGCACCUGGGACAAAAGCCGAUACAGGGGGUACAAGAAGGCACCUGGGACAAAAGCCGAUACAGGGGAUACAAGAAGGCGCCUGGGACAAAAGCCGAUACAGGGGAUACAAGAAGGUGCCUGGGACAAAAGCCGAUACAGAGGAUACAAGAAGGCGCCUGGGACAAAAGCCGAUACAGGGGAUACAAGAAGGCGCCUGGGACAAAAGCCGAUACAGGGGGUACAAGAAGGCACCUGGGACAAAAGCCGAUACAGGGGAUACAAGAAGGCGCCUGGGACAAAAGCCGAUACAGGGGAUACAAGAAGGUGCCUGGGACAAAAGCCGAUACAGAGGAUACAAGAAGGCGCCUGGGACAAAAGCCGAUACAGAGGAUACAAGAAGGCGCCUGGGACAAAAGCCGAUACAGAGGAUACAAGAAGGCGACAGGGAAAAUAAGAAGACGAAUCUCUCUUUCGGUAAAACGAAGGUCUCCUAUGUGUCUGAAAGGUCUUAUUUUGAGGCUCGGUUUGAAAACAAAGACCACGUAUACGUAGCGAAGCCUCAUGACAUGAACAACACUGGGGACAGGCUUCAGGAGGGCCACGAUCUCCAUAGAAAUGAGGACGUCCACGAGCUGAAGUAA
Molecule: messenger RNA, 1062 nt
Organism: Pecten maximus
Lineage: Eukaryota; Metazoa; Mollusca; Bivalvia; Pectinida; Pectinidae
Exons: 2
Coding region: 1-1062 (353 amino acids)
Source: RefSeq, a predicted model, not a curated record